Messenger RNA from Aedes albopictus (Asian tiger mosquito), 10013 nucleotides. RefSeq lists its product as uncharacterized. The record is from RefSeq and is a predicted model, not a curated record. The transcript is spliced from 4 exons. NCBI's taxonomy places the organism in Eukaryota, Metazoa, Arthropoda, Insecta, Diptera, Culicidae. Gene Ontology annotation, molecular function: zinc ion binding; nucleic acid binding. Bases 5743 to 6750 code for a protein of 335 amino acids.
GAUCCGUUUAAGAAGAGCUUGUCUGUACAUUCGGUAACAUGCAACAAAUGUAGCAAUUGCAACCAUCUGUAAUAAAUAAUGGAUCAAGUACAUAAUCGCAUGCAUCGCACAGUACAAUGCAUCAAUGGGUUCAAAAGGUCAGCCUGUGUGGUAGCUUCUACACCGCCGAGUAGGCGGUGAAUUGGUUAUCAGCAGAUUAGAUAGAACCGUCAAGGUCGAUGGAAACAUAAAAGAGGCCAACGUGGUUGCGAUCUAGGAUAGGAUGUGACACCUGCAACUUCUCUGUCUAAUUUCACAGCUUGCUGUCUUGUUUUUCCGCGUUGCUAAGAUUAUUGGUCCCCAAAUUGGUCUCUUUUGGGCUGACUAGUUGUCGUAUCCUAUCCUAGGUUGCGAUGAGCUUCCAAACGAGUCCAACACGCCCGGUCAGGCCAGUGUCCUCCAAUGCCGUCUCAAGCUUCGCCCCUACCUCGCGGGUCGUUUUUUUGCGUCUUUCACGUGUACGUAAUUGACGGAGUAGGUUUGGGCACGCGCCUUCCUAUCCUUACGUGCGUUCACCGCCGGGAAUGUUCCAUCAGGGUUGGCUAUCGGCUACGCAAAGGUCCUCGAGUACCAAAAAUGUCUCCACCGCAAAUUUCCACGUGGUCCAGUUUUCACGACCGGCCAAAUGUUCGAUACACGGCAGCGUUGACGAAAUCUGAACUGCAUUCGGGUUUCCUUGUGGGUCAACGAUUCCACGGACUAGUGAUUUUCCGGCGAUGCCAUUUUCACUUUACAUCGAUUUUUCCUACUUUUUCACCUGACCUAUAACCCUUCAGGAAGAGCCGUAGAAAGAAAAUCACACUUCGGUUGACGGUUAAACUUGAAAUGAAAAUUUUAUUAUUUGAAAUCUGUACUACGUCUACUCCCGUAUAAAAAUGAACCAUUGAAUCUAUGGGAAAAACAGUACAAAAACAAAAGAUUUUUAUGUUAACCAUGUUUUCUAUUGUUUUUGUAUUGUGAACUGAAUUUAAAAAAUGCAAUUCGGUGUAUCAAUAACAAUAGGUCAACAUUAAAUUUCAUUGUUACAGUAUUUUCUAUAGGCAAACAAUAGAGAAACAUUUGAUUCUAUUGUUACAAUAGAUUAACAUUAGAUUAUUUUGUUAUUAUUAGAUAUCCCUAUGUUCUUUUCCAAUAUUACAAUUUUCCAUAAUUUUGACACCGCUUAGUUUCAGUGUUGAGCACGAGCAGCAAUAAUAUCAAAUGCGAUUUAUGUAGCUAAAACAAAAAAAACUUUCGAGUUAAGUUUCGAGUGCAUUUUGAGUAUAAGCCUCUAUUAAAUGUUAGGCGAGUUUUGCUCGCGUAAACAAAACAUGCAAAACAUUCACCGUCGCAUCAUCGCAAGUUUGGAAAACCGGGUUCCACCGGUCGGUAUUCCUAACGAUAUUCCUGACUCCUGCAGGGAAAAGCAGCCCUACACCGGAAAAAUCGGAAUCUUGUAGGUGAGUAGGUUUUUUUCGGAUUGGGAUGAGAGAAAGGGAAUUUUCUUCAAAACUUCUCACCGUCUGUUUUUUGUUGCAGGUUGAAAAAAAAAAACUGCCGGAAUCAACAAAGGGAAGAUUCAGCCAGGAAAAUACCGCUGUGUGGAUGCGGAGAAAAUGACUACCAGAAAAAUGCGCCUGCAUCGGGUGGCUAACCUCCGGUGUUACCUUUCGGCCGCAAGAAGGAAGAUGAUGAUGGGUGAAGAACUUCGUCGGGGAAUUACGUCAACGCCAAGGACGAGGAGGGAGAAAUGGAAGCCAACAUCCCAACCUUCCACCUACAAGCCGAACAAGGACAGUGUCCUAUAGAUCUGCAUCCGAUGUUCCCGAUGCACCAGCUCUCGCUGCAAAGACAAUUCCGGGGCAGUCACCGGGAAAGCUCAUUGAUGAAGUUCCGGCCACGCUAACCUGAGGAGGCAAUUUUAAUAAACUGGACCUGAGGAGGCUCAACGCGAGGUCGUGCUGGUGAUGGACGAAAAAAUGUGAGUCCGCUGGCGGAUUGUAGAAAUGUGUAAUGCUUUAACGGAUUUAUUAUUUACAAAGCACAAAGAGUAACGAUGUAUACGCCGGACAAGAUUUCAAAUCCACUGUCGAUUUGCAAUUUGAAGAGAAGUUUAUUCAGAAGCUACACACACACAGCCAGGAGCGAAUCAUCGAGAAAGAGCCGAUGCACACGGGCGGGCGCGUCCACGCAGUGUGCACGCAAGUGCGUCCUGAGCUACACAUAAUCAAAUGGGAGGAUGCACAUGAGAACGCAACGCUACCGCACCGUGUGCAGCACGCAAUGCAAACGCAUACCCCACAGGACAACACCCGCAGGACCCCACAGUUGCGGCGACGCUGUGUGAAUUAACGCUUGUGUGUAUCACGUCAAAGCCAGGCACUUAGGGGGCAUCCAUUUAGUACGUCACGCUAAACAUGGGAAUUUUCAACCACCCUCCCCCCUUCGUACGGGUUUUUCCUAUACUUAAUACAUUGCUUGUCACACUUUUCAGAACCCCCCCCCCCCUUCUUAGCGUGACGUACUUUACUUAAGCCAAACUUCAAUAAGAAGCGCAGUAACGAGAACAUGAUGAAGAAAUCCGUUCCGAACGUGAGAUAUGACGAAGGCUAAGGUUAAGAUUUUUCGUUCGUACCUUAUUUGAUUUUUACUAAUAUGUAAUGUUAUAGGCCCCUAUAUCCACAGCUGUAAACGCGUGAAUAUUCAGCAUGCAUGCUGAAGGUGACGGGUUCGAUUCCCGUUCAGUCCAGGAACUUUUCGUAAAUGAAAUUUUCUUGACUUCUUUAGGCAUCUUGUUAGGCAUACAGUAUCUUAUAGCCUGUCACACGUUCAAUAUGUAUACACAUGCAGAAUGAUCAUUGCCAGAGGAAGCUAUCAGUUAACAGCUGUGGAAGUGUUCAUAUUGUUGGAAGUUAGAUAGCGUAGAACGCUCGGGUAGCGUCGAACCUUCAGGUACGUGAACGGCGGCAGUUUUGUUGGUAGGUACAAUUGUUGGAGAGAUGGCAGAGGUAUGAAGUUUGGAAGAAGUUUGUUGAAUUGUAUAUACCUGAAUGGAAUUAAGAGUGUGGCGGUUGCAGAUUGAGGUAUCAGUCGGCAGCCGUCUAGUUUGAUGGAAGAUGUCUAGCGUUUUAUUUUCAUUGUAAUUUAGAAACAGGCAUCGACGGAGCUAGCCUCGCUAUGGCCUGCGUGGCUAUGGUGGACUUGACUCCUACACAUAUAACCACAAAGCUCAGAAGUAGGCUUUGUUCCCGUGAGAACGUUACUCCAAGAAAAAGAAGAAGAAAUAUGUUAUGUUUGAUUAAUACUCGGAUUAAUAAUUAUAUUUUCUUUCAUUCUGGAGCACGGAAUAGAAACAUAUUCUGCAUUUGGACACUUUAAAUGGUCUUCCAACAUAGGUUUGCUCUUUCAGCCUGGAACGCAUGUGUUUGAGUUAAAUUAUUCUAUUGAAUUUCUUUAAUUGUUAUAGUUAAGCACGCUUUAAUGUUACUUUCGUACCUCAUCGCCCACCCGAUGCAAUUACAGAAGCUUGUGUAGACGAAAAUCAAUUAACUUAGGGAAGGGAGUUUCAAAAUGACACACGAAUGUUUCAUAGUGUAAAACUCAUCUUUUACAUUGUGCUUGAACGCUUCGAACGAUCUUCUCAUAUGGGUUCAAGAUGUAGUAUAUCGAGUAUUUUUAAGUGCUAUAAUAAUGGCUAAGCACGCUGUAAUGUUACUUUUGUACCUCAUCACCCAAUAAAUGCAACUACAUUAGUGGUCUUAUAACACUUAGCGCGCUUAGGCACGGUUCCAUCAUGCCGCUUAUAGUGUUGCCACAUAUAAUGCUUAGUCUGCUAAACCCAGUUAUCUGGCUGUGGGGCAUGGGAGCCAAAGCUUUAACCAUUAAUGCAACUUGACAUUACUCGAUUUACAACAUGAAUGAUCCAAAUAUUUGAUAACUGUUCGGUCUGUGUCCUUAAAAUGUUGCUUAAAAUAUACAAGCUUCUAAUCCAAAUGCAUAGUUAUAGUUCAGUUCGCUUUGUUUAAGAGUUUUUCAUGCAGUCAAGAACAAAAGCAGAAAGCACAAAUUGAUCUAACCCUGCCAAAAUGUUCAUAUUCUUUUGUACCUAAAAUUAAACUAUUCAAAAACAUCAGAAUUUUUUGUUUCACCAUAGAAAACAAUUGAAUCUAAUGUGCGACCUAUAAUAACAUCAGUGCUCGAAGCGAUACGUUUACCGUGGAUUUCACUGUUUGAAACAAUUCGAAAACAUAAGAAUCUUCUGUAUCACAAUAGAAAACUGAACCGAAACCACUGAAUUCAAUGUAAAAGCAAUACAAACCAGCAUGUACUGUUUCACAAUAGAAAACAAUUCCAAAACAAUUGAAUCAAAUGUAUAACCAGUAAUAAAAUCACUGCUGAAAACAAUACAUUUACCGUACAUUUCACUGUUUAAUACAAUAUGAAAACAUAAGAAUCUUCUGUAUCACAAUAGAAAACAAUUCCCAAACCAUUGAACCAAACGUGGAACCAGUAAUAAAGUCACUGCUCAAAACAAUACGUUUACCGUACAUUUCACUGUUUGCAACAAUUCGAAAACAUAAGAAUCCUUUGUAUCACAAUAGAAAACCAUUCCCAAACCAUUGAAUUCAAUGUAAAAUCACAGUUCAAACAAGAAUGUUCUUGGCAUAUUUAACUGUUCAAAACAAUACAAAUACAUAAAAAUGUACGGUAUAUUUCAUUCCACGUAUCGGCAUUAACAACAUUUCAUUAACAUUAGAAUUUUCUGUUUUGCGAAAAAAGUUGUAUGGAAAAAAGUCUUUUUUUGUAUUGUUACGAUACUUAACAACCUAUACAAUUCAAUGUGAAAUGCUCAUUCACAUUUGAUUCUAUUGUUAGAAACAUUUAAUUCUAUUGUUUUUCUAUUGUUAUUUUAACAUUGAAUUCUAUUGUAAGAGCAUUGUUUUCAAUGGUUCUGUUACAUUAGAAUCCUAUGUUUUUCUAUUGUAUUUUUUAUCCGGGCUGUGAUGGGUUUAAGCGUCGCUGUGGGUUACACUUUUAAAUUCAAAUUCUGCACGCCUACUACUGACGACACAUUUACCCUUGUUAGUAGCAGCCGAAACUCCGACAGAAUAGAAGCCGUGAACGCCGACAUGUAAUUUGUGGUACCCGAGUACGGGCCUGGUAUGAAAUAAACGAGUAAUGCGUGAAGAGUACGGGCCUGUGGAGAAGUGUCAGAUUGUUAUGCAGAGAAGUACGGAAUGAAUGUGAUUGAGAUCGGUUGCUAAAUGAGUAAUUAUUAAACGUUGUAUUUCUUGUAAUAAGUAUCACAUUGGCGACUGAGGAAAACCGGGAAACAUUGAAAUAUAGGACUGCUAUACUACGCAAAGGUAGUAGCUGCUGAGCAGCGGAUUGAAUGCUAUGCUACCAAAGGGUAGCAGCUGAUAAACAGCGGUUUCCGAUUCAACUAUACUACCGGCGGGUGGUGGCUGUAGAAACAGCGCUAGAGGAAGGCUGCCAAAGGGCAGCGGCUGUAGAACAGCGACUGUUAGGCCACUAAGGUGGCUCUAGAGCGAGCGUCAGGCUACAUAAAGUUAGCGGCUCUCGGAGCUGUAUAACAAUCUUCGAAGAAGAAGCAGCUCUCAAGCAGAAAACUCGAACUUUGACGGUAAGGCAAAUCAUUUAAGAAAAAUAACAAGUAGAGAACUGACAGCAAACCAUUAUUUUAGUUAUCAACGAACCUAUACGAUGGACAAGUGGGACAUCCCACAGUUUCAGUUCCGGACCCUUUCGAGGAACAUGGUACGCAACGAGUGGAUUAAAUACAAACGAAAUUUUGAUUUUGUAGCUACCGCCAAACUGGACGCCUACUUUGCGCCCAAACAACACGAUACGUUUGAACGCAACUUGUUCUGGACAUUAAAACCAAACCCAGAUGAGACUUUGGUCAAGUUCAUGCUCCGGUGUCAAGAACAGUCCAACAAAUGCGAUUUCGGCAAAUCUGCCGAGGAAAGCAGGUCGAUUAGUGUUAUCGAUAAGGUCAUUCUUUUUGCUCCCAGCGACUUGAAAGAACAACUGCUACAAAAAGACAGUCUCCACAUUGAUGAAGUCACGAAAAUGGUAAGCUCCUACGAAUCCGUGAAGCACCAAGCUCGGACGAUCGAUUGGUUCAUCUGGCGGUGUUUCCGAAAAUAUGGCUGGUCUAGAAUCCACCAGCGGCGUCAACAGGAUUCGUCCCGAUGCAAAAGAGUGCACUCGUUGCGGAAGGAAAGGUCACUACGCGAACGACAAGAACUGCUCGGCAUUAGGAAUAAGGAAUGCAACAAAUGCAAGCGCAUUGGGCACUUUGCCAACCAGUGCCGGACAGCGGUUUCAUUGAAGCGGAAAUUCGAAGAUUCAAACAUCGGAAAUAAACGUCUGAAGCCAGAACGUGUCCGCGAAAUAAGAAACAACAAUGAAAACCAAGGAGAUGUAAAGGAUCGAAGUUUCAUAUUCAACAUAAGUGAUGGUGACGAGUUGCUUUGGAUGAAGGUUGGAGGUGUACUCCUGCAGCUGAUGGUCGAUUCAGGAUGCAAGCGGAAUAUCAUUGACGAAAAAUCGUGGAAUUACCUGAAAACAAAUGGCAUCAAAACGUGGAACCAGAAGAAAGAGUGCGAUGAGGUGUUCUUUCCAUAUGGCGAGGAUGCAAAACCUCUAACGGUACUUGGGUCGUUUGAGACAACGGUUGGAGUUGAAGAUGCUGGAAAGCCCAACUAACAAUCACUCAUUUAACAGGCAUCAUUAUGACGAAUUAAUUCAGCAUAAUGUUGAAUAACUUUUGAAUUAUUUUCACGUACAACCUAUGUUCGGGUUUUGUUCACACAAAUUUGGAGAAGUUAUUAAGCAUCAUGUUGUGCACCUACUUAAUUUUUUUGUUGCUCAAAGCGUUUUACAAAUGCACAGGAAAGUUGUUAUUCGGCUUUGGCAAAAAUGACCAAAAAUAACUAAAAUGCAAAAAUGUUGAGCUCUCACGAGAGUAAUUGUUUGCUCUUAUGUUGAGAACACCUAUUAUGAAAUAAGAAUUACAUAUAAAAUUACCUAAAUUCGGAUUAGAACUCAAGACCUGUCGAUUGCCAGCCGCAUGCCUUCCUAUCUGCGCCAUCCUAGAGAUGGUGAGAUGCAGCACCCAAAGCAAAACAUAAUCUUCCCAUGACUCAAUAAUGAUCACUCCUGAACUUGUGUUCAGCAGUGGUGAAUUAGCACAGCACGUGGUAAUCAACUGAACAACGCCUUAUACUUCUACAGCUGUUCAGCCCAAAACACGUGUUUUCCAUUCUGAUUUCGCUGUCAGUAUUUUUAUCGCACGGUGAGAAAACUUGUAACGAAUGCGGCCAAAAAGUGUUGGUCCUUAUUAAAGAUAUUGUUUCCCGACGUACUAAUAGACCAUUCCCGUGAAUUUUUUUUAUUUGCUCUACGGCUUUCUGUCAAUUUAUUGAGCAAACUUUCCCAAGGAACCCAUAUAUUUUGAAGCCUCUAACUAUUGAAAAACAAUGAAAAUCUUGCGAAGUAGCGAUUAACCCUGCAGUCUCCUAUUAAUUAUUCCACCACGAUUUUCGUUGAACCCCUUUCUCUCCUACGGUUCAGCAGCAGCGACGUGGUGAGUUUCUGAUCAGCUGCUUACUGUCAGUGAGACGUUUUCAAAUUUGUUUUGUUUUGUUUUGAUUUUGUAAUCACGUUAGCUGGUCAAAGAGGAAAACCCAGGAAAACCGUCGGAAGCUGCUUCUCGCGUUUCUCGUGAGCCGCAAGCCGCAAUCAAAAUUGGGUUCCAUCGUCUUGAAAAGACCAGCCGCCGAUACACCUGUUAUGUAUCAAUUCUGCCGGAGAAGAGGCAUCUUCCGUACAAACUGCGCCGAACCGGAUUUACUCAGAAAAUCGACGAAAUUGUUUUUUUCCCUCCGGAUGAGUUGUUUUGAAUGUGGGUCCAGCAUAGCAUAUAACCUUCCUCUGGCCAGUUAAACCAAUAAUCACCGAGUUGGCCUGUUUGUACCAAAACUGACCAAGAUUAUCACCAUCAAAAAACAAGCACGGUCCUAUUCCUUGGCUCGAGGUACCAAACGGGAUUUAAAAUCGAUAUUUAUUACCAUCCGUCUUCGCUGGUCCGCCGUCUUCGCUACUUUAGUGUGCCUGGGCUUGUGGGAAAAUAGCGCCGACAGUUGGACCUAUCCGAUAACUUUUCCGACUGGUGGUGGUGACGAUAUUCAACAUUGGCCAGUGUUAUUCAACGGGGAAAGUUGGACGUUGAUCCGCUGGUUCCCGCGGAACAGAAAACGGCGCGAAACAGAAACGGCGCGGUCGCAUUUUGUAAAGGAACGUCGGUGUCGCCGUUGAUCUCGGAUCCGAUUCCGGUGUGUGUUCCGGCCGGAUACUUGUACUAUUGCUAACCCCGAGCCGAACCCUGGAGGAAGUAAAGUCACCUAAUUUCGCACACCGAAGGCCGAUGAGAAAUGGGGAUAUUCUACGGUUGUGCUGGUGGUCGUGAAGCAAUAUAUGAGGAUGUCGUUUUUCACCACCAAGAAGAACAAGAAGGAGUUUGAACGACGAAACGAGGGGAUUUUGAUGCAUCGUUGGACCAUGAUGCGUCUGAAAAGCGAUUCAAACCGCAGCAGCAGCAGGCGGUGCCCAUACGGAAUGAAUUGAGCGAUGACGAGUUGGACGACGACCGGAGGAGAAAGUCAAGCAAGCGAUGAGCGGUGGGCGAAGGAGCGGAAAUACCACCGCCUCCUACGUUCGAGUCCAAGUGUGACAGGGGGGUAUUGAAAAUGUCCAUAUACAUAUUUCCGUGGCUAAACUUACGAUAUAAAGACAGUAGACCUUUGCUGUGAUAGAACCUAUGUUGGUCAGCGUUAGCACUACCAAAUGACAGACAAUAGUUAAGAACAAUUCUAUAACAUUCUCCAAAAACCUUUUUCAAAAAUUUCGAUUCAGACCAUUUUUCAGUGAUGUUCUGGGAGGAUUCCUAAUUGAUUAAAUUCCCCAGUCCAACUUUACAAGUUUCUAAGCUCUUAUAUUGUCCCAUAUAAAUAGGGAACCCAACAAAUAUGGGACUUAUAUGCGAUCAUAGGCAGUAUAUCUCCUACAUAAGCCCGUGAGCAGAAAAAGGGAUUGAGCUUUUAACUCGGUAAAUUACAUAUAACCCGUGCUGAACAAAUUUUAAAUUUUUCAAUUGUUUUACAACGCGUUGGAUAAAUAACUAUUCAUUUAUUAUCGUUAACACUGAGCACCCAAAAUACUCCAAAUUGAUGGUUUAUGAGAUUUUGACUCCUGAGGAGGUGGUUGCGGUAGUUGAGUUAUAUUAAAUCCCAUAUUAUUAAGCAUUAGCAUUAAGCGAAUCGCACAAAUUCGUAGGUACGCAGUACAGUCAGUCCUAUAUGACUAUAGACCGCUGUUAUGAGGAUUGUCUCCUACCCGUCAGACACUAAAGCACAAAGAUUUGAAAUCAAUCUCUCAUUCUUCGACAAGACUGAUGCAAUGGUCCAACACACUAUAGGAUAUCAGGCGGACAAAAAUCAGAAAAGUGACUUUCACCAAUGCUUGUUCUGAAAUUUUCUAUCAAUAAUAAACAUAUAAACUAAGAAAAAUCCAGAAUUUCAAGUUUCUAGCUGAUGUAGUUACAAAGAUAUUGUGCAUCAAAGUUGAGUAAAGCUAAAAAAUGCCAUUUUCGCAGAAAACCAACACAAAUAUCAAAUUGAUAUUUUAUAAUUAAUAUCAUCAUUAUCUAUUGGUUUCAAUACAUCAUUGGUAAGGUAAUAAAGCAAACUUUCCAACAAGCAGGUGGUUUUGUGAAAUAGUUGAACAAUUGUAAGAAAAGCGGUAAAAGAAGAAGUUGACAAAGGCUAUCAUGGCAAGCCACAUCAUCAUGAAAUUCGACAUGUUUGUCACCGUUUUGGACUAACCCCUAUAGCAACCGUAUAUUGUUAUAAUUUUCGUAUUCUUGUGUAUCAGUUUAGCUAAAACAAUUAAAAUCACAAGGAGAGGGGUGA